Molecule: messenger RNA, 6633 nt
Organism: Pristis pectinata (smalltooth sawfish)
Lineage: Eukaryota; Metazoa; Chordata; Chondrichthyes; Rhinopristiformes; Pristidae
Gene: ltn1
Product: listerin E3 ubiquitin protein ligase 1
Exons: 30
Coding region: 138-5513 (1791 amino acids)
Biological process (GO): rescue of stalled cytosolic ribosome; ribosome-associated ubiquitin-dependent protein catabolic process
Cellular component (GO): RQC complex; cytosol
Molecular function (GO): zinc ion binding; ribosomal large subunit binding; ubiquitin protein ligase activity
Source: RefSeq, a predicted model, not a curated record
CGGUCGCUUGUGGAGAACGGCAAUGAGCAGGCCGGCCGGCGCAGGCGCAGCGAGUGAGAGGUGUGGAGUGUCGUGGCCGUUUGAAAGUAACGAAAGUUCCGCGAGGCGGCGGCGGCCCGGGGCCGGGGGCGCGCGCGAUGGGCGGGAAAAACAAACAGCGAACCAAAGGCAACGUGCGGCCAUCGAGCAGUGGUAAAGCAGCUGAGCUGCUAGCCAAAGACAAAGGAACAGUUCCCGGCUUUAUUGGGUUUGGAGCCACCCAGAAUGAAUUGGCUUAUGUUCCUGCAGUCCAAGGCUUUGAAGAAGUGGAUAGUUUGGUGGAUGCUGACUUCCGAAUGGUCCUGCGCAAAAUGUCGAAGAGGGAUGCAACCACAAAAUUAAAAGCUUUACAAGAGUUUGCGACAAUGUGCAAAGAGAAGGAUUCUGAAAAUGUAAAAGGGGUUCUUCCUUAUUGGUCAAGGAUUUACUGCAGAAUUUCCUUGGAUCAUGACCGUAGAGUUCGAGAAGCAAUUCAACAGGCAUUUGAGUCACUCAUCCUUCAGGUGAAGCGAAACUUAGCACCUUAUUUGAAGAGUAUUAUGGGACAUUGGCUUAUUGCUCAGUGUGAUACCUAUGGUCCAGCAGCCUCUGCAGCAAAAAUGGCGUUUCAAGUGGCUUUUCCACCAAAUAAGCAAUCGGAGGCUGUGGCUUUUUGCAAAGAGGAAAUUAUGAGUAUUCUAUAUGAUAAUGUCAUGAAGGAGACUCCAGAGACUCUCAGUGACCCACAGAGUGUUCCAGAAGAAGAAAGGGAAGGCAAAUACUUAAGAGUUGUUACCAGUUCACUCUUGGCUAUGAAGAAGCUACUUGACCUUUUGCCUGAAAAUGAGAGAGUGGUUCUGAAGGACAGAUUGAUAAAAACUUUAUCGCAGUCGAAGUUUUGGAAGUACUGCAAGCAUAAAAAUCCACAGAUCCGAUCAGCUUUCUUCGAAUUGAUUAUUGCUUUUUGCCAACAUUUACCUGAGUUGAUGAAGUCUGAAGCUGCAAAAGUGUGUCCAGCUGUGCUGCUGAGCAUAGAUGAUAUGGAUCCAGUUGUUUGUCCUUCUGUCUGGGCAGCAGCACUUUAUGUGCUCAGCUGCAUUGAGGAUUGUUGGACCCAUGUAAAUGCAAAGAAAGGAGUUUUGCCAAAACUAUGGACGGUACUUAAAGAAGGUGGUCGAGGUCUUGCUACUGUGAUCUAUCCAAGCCUUUUACCAUUUUUUAGCAAAUUACCAGAAGAAAUAAUUGUACCAAAGAUGGAAUUUUUCACCAUUUUCUUCAGUACCUGUGCCAAGGGGUUACUGAGUGAACGUGCUUUGAUAAGCUGUUCUGAGAGUUCAGCAAUUGUGGCUGCAAUUAUGGAAUGUUUACGUUUUACACUACACCAGAAUCUGGGAAUGAAUGAGGAUCAGCAGAAGCUCCAACAGAUGCUCAUAAAUGAUCAGUUACUACCUCUUGUACAUUCUGCUUUGAAGAACCCCAAACUGCAAAACAGUACAUUCUCCCACCUAGCAGAUACUCUUUUGUCUUGGGAAAAGCGAGCUGAUAAUCAAGAAAUAGAAGAGUAUGGUGAUGCAUAUCAAAGAUUGUUACCCUACUUUUGGGAUGGCCUUUCUCAGCUUUGCAUGUCUCAGGUGGAAAGUGCAGAAGUUGAAAAAAAUAUAUUGGAAGGAGUGUCUUCCUUGCUCGUAUUGUUAAAAAAUCCCGAGAGUGCUCAAAAACACACUGUCAAAAAGAAAGAAAAGAUUAGGUUUUUUGACGAAGAAGGAACUAUGAAUGUUGAAAGCAACAAUGGCAACUGUCAGGAAGAAUUAAGUUUUGAACCAACAUAUGUGCUGCAGUCUGAAAGUUUGGGAGAUUCUUCCAGGUGUUUUCAGCAUUGUAAUCCUGCCAGAACUGUACCUUUGGAAGACCUAGUCUGUAAACUUGCCAAGCUAUGUAUAGCCUUUAUCAAAGAACAGAAGUCUGAAAUUUAUCUUGCAUUCUUGGCUACAUUGGUCAGCUCCUUUCCAUCAAAGAAUCUAUUUACAGUUUUGCUGGAAAAUGAUACUCAGAGGAAUGCUGAGUUUUUCCUUGAGGCAAAUAAUGAAGUGAAAACAAUGGCAUGUAAUCCUGCUGUGCAGUUUCUGAAUCAAAAACUGUUAACCUGGAUGAAGGAAGGCAAAGCUGAUUUCAGUUACCUGAUUGAAAUGCUUUACAGUGUUCUUCACUGCUGCCAGAAGAAUGAGAGGACCAUAAUACUGAAUCAAAUAUCUGAGAUGGAACAAGGAUGGCUCAUCUUAUUUCAUGUUAUACAAAAGGCUUGUGUGGAUCCCAUUAAGUAUGUUGCUAUCUCUGAUUGGUUAAAAGGAGAUGUUCUAGGAGAGAAACUGGUCCUGUUAGCAGAUGACCUCUGUACAAUGGAAGUGACAAUAGGUUCUUCACCAAGAAAGCCUGACUCAAAUAACUGGAUGCUACUUGGCUUUGCUCUAUCCCAACACACCAAUAAUGAGUUCAUGAUUGCUGAAAUUUAUAUUGAAAGAAUAAUUGACAGACUCCACAAUGCACUUUCGAAGGAUCUUCCUAAGGACCUCACUAAAACUGGAGCUCUGGAGCCAUCACUUUCUUUCAUUUGUGAUUUGGCAUCAAACUUUUUCUGUUCCAUCAAAGGAUGUUUGCAGAUGUCGUCAGCUGAGGAUCUUCUUUUCACGAUCUUCCAGCUCUGUGCCCAAAGCCAGGAGAAGACUCAUCUCUCAGAUGCUGCUUUGCAUAAACUAAAGCAGACUUGGUUGCUGGGAUUAACUUCAUUAAUCAAGCACCAAGAAGGACAUUUAAGAAAAUAUGGUUUCUUUCAUAGCUCUGCAGCAUGGUUGAAAAGUCAGGUACAAACAUCAACGCUGGAUGUAAAAAGUCUGCAGGUGCUUCUUUCCUGUGUUCAUACUUUGCUUGAUAAAAUUCUGAAAGGAACUCAACCUCAGUCACUCAGUCAUCUCAAAAUAUUAGUUGAAUGUAUGGCUCCAGACCAUUCUGAGUGGGAAAAUCUGAGGCAGAAGCUUGCUUCUCAGUGGCUGAGUAAAGCAUUGCUGAAAGAACAAAUAAGUCUGAACAGGGAUGUGUUGUACACUGGCACUAACAUUUACUCUUCUGACAAGAUACCGAAUCAUUUGUGUACUGCAACUUUAUUAUGCCUCGUGCAAUUGCAGAUAUUGGAAGGCAAUAUCUUUUUUGAACAGAAGGAGAUUCACUCAGUCACGCCCAUAUCACAAAGUAAGUUUGUAUUUGCUGCAGAGAUGUUCUACACUUUGCAGUGGUGUGAAGAAAUGAAAGACUUGUGCCCAAUGAUUUCUAAAUACCAUGAAUUACUACUUCAAUUUGAUAUUAUCCAGAGACUGAGGAAAGCUUGCAGCACAUCAUGUGAAACUCUCUUUAGCAGGUCAUUAGAGAGUGGACUGCUCUGGGCUUUAACCACUUCUCAGUAUAUUGCCGAAACCAAAUCGGAUAGUGGUUACAAUCUAAAACAACUGUAUGUUACAGUGGAUAGAUUUUUCCCUUUGACUGAAGCAAGUCUGCACACUGUUCAGAAUAUUAUUCCAUCUGUUCUUCAGGAAGAUAAAGAUCUUAUUUUGUUCCAGUGCAUUGCAAAACUUUCUACAAGCAAGGGUUCAGAUAUUACCAGUAUUGAUGGAGGGUUUGGAAGCCUCACCAUUAUAAAUAGCUACUCAAAGAAAGGAAUCAAUGAGGGUGAUCACAUUCUAGAUGAUCAACUGUUUAUAGAUGUGUUAAAUAUAAUCAUGGGAUGGAGAAAUCAUGACGAACAAAUAUUUUUGUUUGACUGCACUUUAAAAAAUCCAGAACCUCAUUUGCUUGGAAUCAAUGUGGAAACUCUACGCUUUCUGAAACUGUUGAUCAAAUAUUUACCAACUUUACUAACAAAUGAACAGUGGGACUUCAUCAUGUGUUCCACUUUGAUGUGGUUGGAGACUUGUAGUAAUACUGUAUCACUUGAUUCCAAGCCCCUGAUGCUGCAUUUUGUUUGUCAGUGCUGUGGCAUGCUGUCAGAUCUUAGCUACAUGUUUCAGACUUUAACACCAGAAAUAAGUAAAGCUCUUCCUGCUAAUCUUCUGAACGAAUGGAACAACUUCUUUGUAGAAGGAGCCUACAGCCAACUGUUACCUCUGUUUUUAAAAAUUGCAGCUGAAUUCAAAGGAACUAUUCUUCUUCCGACCUCAGUACACCUGCUAACAGCCUUGGGUGAAGCUUCUGCACUGAUUCCACUGAAGCAGCUGAUGAAUCACAAUCUGCCAGCUAAAUUUAUUGCUGGUCAGAAGACUAAUUUACCUGAUAAACUUCAGUCAAUUAUGAACACAUUGGCACCAUUGCUACUAUCCAAGGCUAGGCCUGUGCAAAUCACAGCCUAUCAUAUGUUAUACAAGUUAAUGCCAGAGCUGCCUGCUUUUGAUAUUGAACAUCUGAAAUCUUAUGAUGAUGGUGGAAAUGACGAAGAACAUGGUUUAUCACCACCUGCAGCACUUAUGUCAGUAAUUAGUGCUCAGGAGAAAGUUUUGGACAAUAUGUUCAGUAACAUUCCAGUUGGGGAGUACACAGAUAUUGAGCCACUGAGUGAAGCUUACUAUUGUAUCCUGGGGUACUUGCUUGCAUGGAAAUUGCUUCUCGUAUUUUUCAAGGCAUCACCAUCUGAGUUACGGGCCAUAUAUGCACCAUAUCUCCGUGAUAGUAAAUGCUUACACAAAUUAUUGCAAAAUCUGUUCAGACUGAUGCCGGAAAAUCCAACUCUUCCUGGUCAGAUUGCUGAUUCUGCUAGCAAAGGGCUAUGCACACUAUUCACUGAGAAGCAUGCCAUUCUUCUUCAAGAGACAAAAGCUUUGCAUACAGAGAUUCCCAAGUUGGCUUGUGCUGUAUAUUAUAGUGUAUUGGAAGACUUGCCAGCCACAGUUCGACUUUGGUGGAAUAGUCAAGAUAAGCGAGUGUCCAGUACAGUGGAUAAAUACACCAGCAAAUAUGUCAGCAACAUUCUUUCCUCACAGGAAAUUACAGCUGUGCAAACGAGUACACAGAUGUUCAAGAGCAUGGUGGUGAAAGCUCGCCCUGUUGCCCGAGAAGUACUAGCUACCUAUUCUGUGGAUGACAUAUUCAUAGAGCUUGUUAUUCAGUUACCGACAAACUAUCCUCUUGGAUCAAUUACUGUUGAAAGUGGAAAACGAGUUGGUGUGGCUGUUCAACAGUGGCGUAACUGGAUGUUGCAGCUAAACACAUUUCUUAAUCUUCAGAAUGGCAGUAUCAUGGAAGGCCUUGCGCUGUGGAAAACCAAUGUUGAUAAACGCUUUGAAGGAGUUGAAGAAUGUAUGAUCUGCUUUUCAGUAAUUCAUGGUUCUAACUAUUCACUUCCAAGGAAAGCCUGCAGAACCUGCAAGAAAAAAUUCCACUCAGCCUGCUUGUACCGAUGGUUUACUUCCAGCAACAAGUCUACAUGUCCACUGUGUCGAGAGACAUUCUUUUGAGGCGUUAUGGCUUUCUUUUCUGUUAUUGUAAUGGCCAGGUGGACUUCAAGAGAAUUGCAGUCAUGAAGCAGAAGACAUCACCCAAUGGCUUUAUGACAGCCAGAAAAUAAGUUUUUGAAUAAAGCAACAGGAACAAAUUUUUUUCUGGUCUGCCUCUAAAACCUGUAAUCUUGGAGUAUUUGUGUCAGUGUUUUAAAAAAGGCAUAAAUAAUUUUCCACAAUUAAAUUUACCAAUUAAAUCAAUGGCAGUAUAUUGUAUAUUUGUCCUUACUAUUUCAUUUUGUUCCUCUAAUUUAUCUCUGUUGGUGACUUGCAUUCAUUGCUUCAAUGGUGCUGCUGUGGAUCCACUACUGGAAAAUGCAUGAGUUGAUACAGGACAACUCCUUGACAGCUCAUUUCUUCCAUACUGUGGGGCAAUUCCAGACUUCUACACAGCAGUGGGUGAUCAAACUUGCAACCGUUACAUGUUGAAAUUAAAAACAUUACUGUAAAUUUCCUUGAAAAUAUAAAAUAUUCUAUGUAAUGAAACUUCAUUAGCAAAAUUGUAAAUAAUAUGUAAUACUGUGCAGUGUUAAUGAGUUAUACUCACAGCGAUGAGUUUUGUUCUACAUUUUUAAAGUGUCUUUCCAACCUCGUUCAGUAAACACCUAUGAAUAGUGUUAUUUUUAAAAUAACGAUGUCUAUCAAUUUCUGUUCUUGAUCAUCAUUGGAAAACUGCUCCAGUUUCUCCCCUUCUAGAAUAAACACUGAAAAUAUAAAUGGGAAUGUGUGCUACCUCAGAAAACUGCUUGGAUGCAAGACAGACCUUCUUCAGUCAUUAAUUUGAGGUGAGAGGUAAAACUCCACAUUUAUUUGGUUUCUUUAAAUGCAUUAGCAUUCUAUCUUACAGCAUUGUUAGAUGCAUUUGUUAAGCUCUUAGACAUUGAAAGCCCAGGUAACAUUUUAGGGCCAUAAUUCCUCAGGACAACUAUGGGAUAUUAAUAGAAAAAUUUAAUUUAUAUUAGCAAUUUUCACACUUUUCAACCAUUAUAAAACAUUUUGCAUGUACUUUCAAUAUCAUGAGGUAGCCAAUUUGUACAAGGAAAAUUUGAUGUUGUGAAUAAAAAUCAAUUUAAUUUUA